AUGUCUACAGUUGGAAAGCUUCAGAAUCUUCGAAUACUUCGCGACUUUCUCGGCAGAAGUCUCGAGAGGGGUCUUCUGGAUAGGAUUGCUCCAGUCGGAAAUUUUAUCAACAAUGGAGAGUUGUAUUCCUACUAUAAAACCUCACGUCUAGCAGUCUUCACGGAAUCAAACGGAACUCUCUCCGUCGACGGAUGUGAAAUGCUCGUAGCAACAUUGCUACAUACAAAACCUGCACACCAAAAAUAG
Caenorhabditis remanei is the source of this 246-nucleotide messenger RNA. RefSeq lists its product as uncharacterized. The coding region runs from base 1 to 246 and encodes 81 amino acids. Lineage: Eukaryota; Metazoa; Nematoda; Chromadorea; Rhabditida; Rhabditidae. The transcript has 2 exons. The record is from RefSeq and is a predicted model, not a curated record.